Epinephelus moara (kelp grouper) is the source of this 798-nucleotide messenger RNA. RefSeq lists its product as uncharacterized. The coding region runs from base 1 to 798 and encodes 265 amino acids. The transcript is spliced from 6 exons. Lineage: Eukaryota; Metazoa; Chordata; Actinopteri; Perciformes; Serranidae. The record is from RefSeq and is a predicted model, not a curated record.
AUGGCACCAGGAGAUGAAGACAGUACAGCAAUCAAAGAAGCCAAAGAAGCCAUUGCACGGGACCUGGAAAAAAGACUCUUCAGGGAUCUUGCCACAGAAAUCCUGGAGCAUGAACCACAGAGUCAAGCAGACACAAGGCCAUCCACAGAGGGACAAGAUCCAUCUUCCCCCCCUCUAAAGAAGAAGACAGCCAUGGCACAGCUAUUUGGAGAGGUUUUCAAAACACAGGAACAGGUCAGGCCCCUACCCCAAAUAGUUGAGGAUGAAGUCGCUUCAUACAGUUUCAAAUCCAUGGAUCUUGCGAUGGAUGCUGUUAUAGUGGAUGAGGAACAAGCAAACAACUUACUCAACAGUGUAAUUGAACUAGAUGUAAAUGGUUCAAAUCCAAUGGACAGUGAUUACGUGCCACCCAUCUGUGUACGAGCUGCUGGUGGUUUACAGAGUGCGAUUGAUGCUCUACCCAUCGUUGGGCUUGAUGAAUCUGUCGAUGACAUUCUUAACCGCAAUGACGAAACAGAUGAAGACCCUGACAACCCUGAGUCAGAUGAGGAGAAAGACAACGAUGUGCCCUCCUUCCCCGGUCCAGAGAAGGUCUCCGUUGAAGAUGACCUAGUUGACCAGCCUGCAUGCAUCGCUUUCAACAGCAGCUUGGCAUGUAUGGUCAAUUUCCUCCAGCUACUCAUCAAAAAAUGUUACUAUAGGGAAGACCAGAUGGGUACAGAAUGUGAUGCCACUCCACCGUUUCAGGUCAAAUUCUUGAAAAGGGGAAGUGCUACCAUUAUCGAGUGGGUGAGUUGA